CAGCGAGCGACCGCAGCAGCAGCAGCGAGAAGAAGAAGAAAAAGAAGAAUAAAAAGAAACGAAGUCGACUUAAAAUCUCGGGUUAAACACAGUCUGUAGCGGUUUGAACAGACCCGGCGGCCGAUGAUAGUGUGCGGGCCGGGUUUGAGGAUAUAACCGGCCUCCCCGUUCGUCUCUGUGUGUUUUUGGAGGGUUUAUUUUUUGCAGGUUUUAAGUCGGUAUUAAGCCCCCCCUCCCCGGUAUGUCGGCUGUGUUUGAAGGCGCUUCAGUGCCGGUGCAGCUGCACCUCGCUGCGAUCAGCCCUCAGGAGCUUGCCCAGAAGAUCAAAGCCUUCAUCAGCGGCAUGGACCCAGUGAAGGGUCACAAACUGCCCUUGAAGGACCAUGCCAGGUGCGCCGUCCUCCUGCUGCGGACCGUGCCGGCGUGCCGGGGCGCCGUGCUGGAGCACCUCUGCAGCGUUUUCGACGAGUAUGUGGGGGGCUACGUGCUGGACCUGGACUGCGACCUCGGGGCGGGAGGUCGAGGAGGAGGAACGGGAUCCGGAAACCUGGACGACAUCGUCCAAGAAAUCCACGCGGUCCUGUCCGAGUUCGUCCGCCUCAACCCCAAAGCCUGGGCCCCCCUGGUGUCGGGCUGGUCCAUCGACCUGAUGGGUUGCCUGAGCACCAAGUAUUCGAGCCGGCAGGGCGUCCCGCAUGCGGGGAGCCUCAAUGAGCUCUUGCAGUUCUGGAUGUCCUGCAAGGCCAGCAGGGCCCUGAUGGAGCUCUACAGCCAGUGCUUGACGGCAAUGAUCAGCAGCUGCCCGGACGCCUGUGUGGACGCUCUCCUGGACACUUCGGUGCAGCACUCCCCCCACUUCGACUGGGUGGUGGCCCACAUCGGCUCCUCCUUCCCCAACACCAUCAUCAGCCGGGUCCUCUCCUGCGGGCUCAAGGACUUCUGUGCCCACGGAGGAGGAGGGGGGGGGGCUGUCGACGGCUCUCCUCCCCCCCAGCCUUUCCCGGACACGCGGGUUCCCAAAAUUGCCUCGGUGGUCGGGAUCCUGGGCCACCUCGCCUGCCGUCACGCCGACAGCAUCAAGCAGGAGCUGCUGGGGAUGUUCCAGGAGAGCCUGGGGGCCGGGCCGGGGGGAGACCCCCAGCAGAGAGCCGCCACGGUCCCGUUCCUCCUGCAGCUGGCGGUCAUGUCCCCGGCCCUCCUGGGCGCCGUGUCCUCGGAGCUCGUGGACUCCCUGAAGCCCCCCGUGCUGAACCAGCUCCAGCAGCUCCUGGGCCCCCUGCCCAGGGAGGAGCGAGAGAACAUGAUCAGCCUGGCCGUCCACCUCCUGGGGCAGACCUCCUCCGGGUCUUUCAGGCUCCUGCGCUUCCUGGUCGACACGGCCAUGCCGGCCUCCGUGAUCAUCGCCGCGCCCGGGCUGGCCAUCCACGAGGGCGCGCGGGAGGCCUCUGAGCGCGUGGUGCAGCUGCUGCUGCUCAGCCUCCAGAACCUGGUCUUCAGCCUCGGGGGGGAGCCUCCCGGAGAGGCCAGGCCGCCGAUCCCCUUCCUGGACGGGCUGAGGCCUCACGUGCGCGAGCUGUGCGUCGAGACCCUGCGGCUGGAGAGGAAGCGCCACCUGUGGCUGCACCAGCUGCUGGCCCUGCUGGCCGUCCACGGGGGCCCCAGCUGCGCCACGGAGGCCCUGUGCCACAUGUUCACCCUGGCCCGCACCCAGGAGGAGCUGGGCCUGGCCGCGCAGCUCCACGCCGCCGUGCUCGUCUCCUCCUCCUCCUGCGUGGUGGCGGGGCUCCUGCCCGCCACGCUGCAGAGGUGCGUGGCUCAGAUCCACGCCGGGGGAUUGCCGGAUCAGCCACUGGCACAGCUGCUUAGCAACCUGGCGCUGAUGGCACAGUGGGACCAGCAGAGUAACAGCAACGCUACUAAGGAAGAUGGCAGCGUCGGCAGCGCCAGCUCCAUCAUGAGCGCCCAGGUUGCCCAGAUCGUCUCGUCCUCCCACCUCCACGACUUCAGCCCCCUGCUGCUUCACGACAGCCCCCUGGUUUCGGAAGCCGCCGCCUCCCUGCUGUCCUCCGUCCGCCUCCCCGGGGCCCUGCAGCCCGCCCGGCUCCUCAGCGUGGCGAGGGCGGCCGUGGCGCACUUCUUCCUCUCCUUGCGGGGCAGGGCGGGGGCAGCGGACUCGGCCCGGCUCCUGACGCGGCUGAGCUCCGUGUCCUCGCUGAGCCUCAAGGCUGUGCUGCAGCUGCUGGUGGAGGGGGCCCUGCUGUGGGGGGGCAACGCGGAGAUGUUCGGCGGGAAAAGGGAGCCCCUCUCCGGGGCCGCGACCCCUGCCGGAGCCCCCCCGGAAGGCGCCUGCCUGGGAGACGCCAGGGCGCCCCUCCUGGAGGUCAACCUCAAGUUCGGCUCGGCCGUCAGCUUCUCCAGCAGCGGUGGGGGCAGCGUGGGGUCCGUGUUCCACGCGGGGGUCGUGGGGCGGGGGCUCAAGCCCCGCCCUCCGCUGGCUCCGGCCGCCCCCAGCCCGCAGCCCGAGGAGACGCUUCUCAACCAGCACCUCUUCCUGGACGUGCUGACCCGCUGCUGCUGCAGCAGUACCAGCGGGAAGUACCACGCCAGCCCCAGCGGCGGCCCGGAGGAGCCCCAGGCGGCUCCCGUCAACCCGGAGGCGGCCAAGCUGGUGGCCGCAGCCCUGGCGGAAAGCGUCUGCCCGGACGUGGCGAACGGAGAGCUGCCCUGGCCCCCCGAGGACCACGCCCGGACCACGGUGGAGCGCGACAUCCGGGUCCGGCGGCGCUUCCAGGAGAACCCCCUGCUGUUCCAGCUGCUCUGGCUGGUGGCCGCCGGCCGGCCCGCCCUCUGCUACUGCUCCGUGGUCCUGCGCAGCCUGCUGGCCACCCUCCUGGCCCACUGGGAGGGCUCCCGGGAAGCCACGGCCCUGGCCUCGCCCUGGCACCUCCGCGCCUCCUCCGCCCUGGUGGCCUGCAUGGGGGAGGCCCAGCUGCUGCCCCCCGCGCUCGGCAACAUGCAUGAGGUCUUCCCCUUCCUCGCCCCCUUCGAAGUGCGCCUCCUGCUGCUCAGCGUGUGGGAUUACAUGCGGGAGAACAGCCCCCUGCCGCAGAGAUUCAGCUUCAGCGCGGAGACGGGACUCUUCUACCGGGACUUUGCAAGGGACGGGGACGUGUCCAAGUACCUGAGCGUCCUCUACAGCGUCCUGCACAAGAACGUGGACAGGCUGGGGCACCUGUGCGGGCGUUUCCAGCUCUGAGGGACAUCCGGGAACACACAAAAAAAACUCUUUGAAAUGUUUUGACGGGUCGGUCUUCUGGAUUGGAAGAGGAAAAAAAAAAACAUCGAUAUUUUUUAAUUUUAUUUUGGGCCGCUGUUUGUAAUUCUAAUCCAGCUGUUGUUUUCUGUCUCACCUGCAUAUUUCUUCAUUGUUCAUAUUGUUGCAUUUUGUAUUUUUCUGACACUGGUGUUUCAGUAAAUAGUUUUUGUGUGUGUU
Messenger RNA from Polyodon spathula (Mississippi paddlefish), 3493 nucleotides. It is a transcript of the gene ints5, whose product is annotated as integrator complex subunit 5. The transcript has 2 exons. The record is from RefSeq and is a predicted model, not a curated record. Lineage: Eukaryota; Metazoa; Chordata; Actinopteri; Acipenseriformes; Polyodontidae. Gene Ontology annotation, biological process: snRNA 3'-end processing. Gene Ontology annotation, cellular component: integrator complex. The coding region runs from base 242 to 3256 and encodes 1004 amino acids.